This is a messenger RNA of Sus scrofa (pig), 945 nucleotides long. NCBI's taxonomy places the organism in Eukaryota, Metazoa, Chordata, Mammalia, Artiodactyla, Suidae. The record is from RefSeq and is a predicted model, not a curated record.
AUGGUGUUAUCUCUCAACGACACGGGGACCCAGGUGACUGAGUUUCUGAUGAUCUGCUUUCCAGGCAUGCAGGAUACACAGCACUGGCUGUCUACUGUCUUGGCUCCUCUCCUGGUUUUGGCCCUCGGGGCCAACUUUGUGCUACUGCUUGCCAUCUGGCAGGAGGCCUCUCUGCACGAGCCCAUGUACUACCUGCUUGCCAUUCUCUCUGCGCUGGACGUCAUCCUCUGCCUCACCGUCAUCCCCAAGGUCCUGCUCAUCUUCUGGUUCAACAUGAAACCCAUCAGCUUUGCGGGGUGCUUCCUGCAGAUGUUCAUCAUGAACACAUUCCUCCCCAUGGAGUCCUCCACCUUUCUGGCCAUGGCCUAUGACCGCUAUGUGGCCAUCUGCCACCCACUGCGCUACCCGUCCGUCGUCACCGAACGGUUUGUCAUCAACGCGGCCCUCUUCAUCGUCUUCCGCAAUUUGGUGGCUACUCUGCCUACCCCGGUUCUGGCCGCCAGGCUCAACUACUGUGCCAGCAAUGUGGUGGAGAACUGUAUCUGUGCCAACAUUUCUGUAGCCAAGCUCUCCUGUGGGGAUAUUCACCUAAACAAGCUCUACCAGUUCGUGAGUGUUUGGUGCCUUCUGGGCUCUGAUCUGGUCCUCAUCUUGCUACCCUACUGCUUCAUCCUGAGGGCUGUUAUGCAUCUGCAGUCGGGGGGUGCAGCCACCAAGGCCUUGAGCACUUGUGGUUCUCAUCUCAUCCUCAUACUUUUCUUCUACACCUUGCUGCUUGUCUUCAUCUUCACAAACAAGGCAGGCAAGAAGGUGCCCCCGCAGGUGCCCAUCCUCCUCAAUGUUUUGCACCACCUCAUCCCACCAGCCCUGAACCCCAUUGUUUAUGGAGUACGAACCCAAGAAAUCAAGCAAGGGAUCAUCAAGCUACUCAAGUACCAUCGCUGA